AUGAAUGUCGGUGAAAAUAAAACCCAUGUUGGUAUUAUAAACUACUCAGAUUUAGCUGAGAUUGUGACGUCACUAAACACUGAUUAUACUCUUGAUCAAAAACUUCAACGACUCAAUCAUCAAGUCAAGCAUUUUUCUGUUAGUGCAUUUACACAUCUUGGACUUCAGCAAGCAUUAGAUAUUUUCUCAUCUGCACGUGGCCUUCGACAACCAGAAGAAGGUGUCAUGCAGGUCUUAUUUUUAAUUACUCAUCAUGCAGGUGGUGAUCAAAAUGCAGCCAAUCAGGCUGCUCAAGUUCUAAAAGCAAGAGGUAUUCAUUUGAUUACUGUCGGCGUAGGCAGUAGUCUUAAUUUGAAAGAACUCCACGCUAUUUGUACACUACCGGAGACCGAUAAUUGUUUUCAAAUAACAAACAAUGUAGCUGUUGAACAGAAACUAAAUCAAAUUACAUCCCGAGUGUGUUCGGAACCAGUUAUCAUCAUGCCAAAUUCGACUAUCAUCGAUGAAGUCGAUGUAAAUAAGCAUUACAAUGGUGCCAAAGAAACUCGUAAUGAACUUUAG
This is a messenger RNA of Rotaria sp. Silwood2, 561 nucleotides long. The record is from the annotation of a GenBank genome assembly. Lineage: Eukaryota; Metazoa; Rotifera; Eurotatoria; Philodinida; Philodinidae.